Microplitis mediator is the source of this 1789-nucleotide messenger RNA. RefSeq lists its product as uncharacterized. The coding region runs from base 135 to 1319 and encodes 394 amino acids. NCBI's taxonomy places the organism in Eukaryota, Metazoa, Arthropoda, Insecta, Hymenoptera, Braconidae. Gene Ontology annotation, cellular component: plasma membrane. Gene Ontology annotation, biological process: detection of chemical stimulus involved in sensory perception of smell; sensory perception of smell. The transcript has 5 exons. Gene Ontology annotation, molecular function: odorant binding; olfactory receptor activity. The record is from RefSeq and is a predicted model, not a curated record.
UACACCCGUUUGCUGCAAUCUAUCAAUAUAUUCUGCGAUAAUUUAGUAUUUUUUUAUUUUCAAAAUGUCAUUUUAAAUCGGGUUAUUAAACUAAACUUUGUCGUUUCUUUAUCUUUUUUUUUAUUGUCCGAAAUAUGGUUGCAGAUAAACAGUUAGAAUUUGUCAAGUUUAAAAACAUCAUCAAACGGUUACUUUUUAUUGUCGGUCUUUGGACAAAAGAUGACUCAAAUUUAAUACACCGUUCAUUACUUCAUAUUUAUCUAUCGUUAUUCUUAAUUCCGAUUGUCGGGGUGUUUAAUUUUUUUAUCACCAAUAUCACCAAUAUAAGUCUUGCAACCAGAAGCUUGAGUAUAAUACUAGGUUUUUCUACAGUUAUGAUAAAAGCAGCAUGUUUUAUAAUAAAUCGUAAAGAUGUGGACGAUUUACAUAUGGUUCUGGAUCCAUAUUUUGAUAAAUUAUUACAAUCACCCGAAAUGUCAAAUCUAGUGUUAAAUAAAGUAACAACUUUUCGACGCUGGCCGACAUUUAUCACGACAUUUGUCACGAUUGUUUGCAUUUCUUAUGCAAUCGAUCCAAUCAUCUUCAUUAUAAAUCAAUGUCGCCAUCGAAUAUGGCCUAUUGAAUACAAUCUUAUCUUUCUAACAAUCUAUCCUUGGAAAGCUCAACGCAAUAGUUUAUUGUACAAUUUUUGUUUUAUUAAUGAGUAUUUAUUAACAGCGAGCAUGAUUUUUAUUACCUCUAGUCUAGAUAGCCUUUAUACAUAUUACAUUUUCCAAUUAAUUGGUAUGUUACGAGAAAUAUCGUACCAUAUAUUAACAUUAGAUAAAAAUAAUAGCGAAUUAAUGAUACGUCAAUGCGUUGAUAAGUAUGAAAUAUUAUUGAAAUGCUGCAAAAAAGUUCAAAAAAUUUAUGGACCAAUAAUCCUGUGGACUAUGAAUGUUAAUGCGAUUGUACUUUGCGCUGUAAUUUUUCAACUUUCUCAUGCAAAAACGAUACCUAUUAUAUCAAUGAUAUUAUGCUCCGCACAUGCUUGUUUGAAACUAAUACAAGUUUACAUAUUUGCUUGGGCGGGAUCGCAACUUACUAUCGAGAGUGAAAAAUUCAGAGAGUGUAUUUAUGCCGCAAAUUGGGUUGGAAAUAAUCGAAUGAAGUCUUCAAUAAUUAUAAUGCUUGCUCAAAAACCACUAAUUUUAAGAGCAUGUAAUUUAUUACAUGUGACAAUUGAUAUGUUUGUAAAAAACUUAUUUAUAUUUUUUCAGGUUAUAAAUACGACGGUUUCCUGUUAUUUAUUAUUAAAAACGUUUGAACAAGAAGUAUGAAUAAACUAAAAUGGACACAUUCUUAUUUUCACUUCUAAUACGAAAAUAUCUUUAAUGAAUGGUAGAAAGUACUGUAUAAAAUAUAAUAAAGAUUUGAUUUGUUAUCAAUAAAAUCAAUAAUAGCUCAAUCACUGUUGUUGUAAGUAUGUUGUAAAAAAGUAACAUAAAUUGGAAUGUACGCAUUUCAUUUUGGGAUUAUUAGCAAUAGCACUUUCAUAGAAAAAUAUAUUUACAUAGUAUUUAACGAUAUUACUUACAAAUAAAUUAAUAAAGUUGGGUUUAAUUUUUGAAAAAUCAACUUUUCAUGCAAGAUAAUAGUACUGUUAUUAAAUACCAAACACUGUACAAUAAAAGUCGUAGCAACGAUAAUGCAGGGAGAUUAUGAUUGAUGUUUGAUAUCAGAUCCUACGUUCAAGAAGUGUUAAGAGAUUCAAAAAAUUUUUUGUGGUACAAAAACAUUUGAACCAAAU